Messenger RNA from Synchiropus splendidus (mandarinfish), 2656 nucleotides. RefSeq names its product EH domain-containing protein 2-like. The transcript has 6 exons. The record is from RefSeq and is a predicted model, not a curated record. Gene Ontology annotation, cellular component: plasma membrane; cytoplasm. Gene Ontology annotation, biological process: endosomal transport; endocytosis. Gene Ontology annotation, molecular function: protein binding; calcium ion binding; GTP binding. NCBI's taxonomy places the organism in Eukaryota, Metazoa, Chordata, Actinopteri, Syngnathiformes, Callionymidae. The coding region runs from base 1 to 1632 and encodes 543 amino acids.
AUGUCGUUUCGCAGGCUCAGGAAGGACUCUAAAAGGCUGGAGGAUGUGAUCGCAGUGACAGAAGAGCUGAAGAAUCUUUACUACAAGAGGCUGCUGCCGAUAGAGAAACGCUCCUCCUUCCAUCUGUUCCACUCUCCCAGCUAUGAGGAUGCAGACUUUGAUAACAAGCCCAUGGUGCUGGUGAUGGGUCAGUACUCCACUGGGAAGACCACUUUCAUCAGGUAUCUGAUUGAGCAAGAUUUCCCAGGCAGCAGAGUGGGACCAGAACCGACCACAGACUGCUUCACUGCCCUCAUGUACGGAGAGGCAGAGGGAAUGGUGCCAGGGAAUGCCCUCACAAUGGAUCCAAAGAAGCCCUUCCGCAACCUUGACCCUUUUGGAAACACCUUUCUCAACAGGUUCCAGUGUGUUCAGAUCCCAAAUCCAGUUCUGGAGAGCAUCAGCAUUAUUGACACCCCAGGGAUCUUGACUGCGGCUAAGAAGAAACUCAGUCGAGGGUACGACUUCCCAGCAGUGCUGCGCUGGUUCGCGGAGCGCGUCGACCGGAUAAUCCUGCUCUUUGACGCGCACAAACUCGAGUUCUCUGAUGAGCUCACCCGGGCCUUCGGCGCCCUCUACGGCCAUGAAGACAAGCUGCGAGUGGUUCUGAACAAAGCUGACAGCGUGGAUUCCCAAGAGCUCAUGAGAGUGUACGGUGCCCUCAUGUGGUCACUGGGGAAAGUCUUUCGAACACCAGAGAUCUUCCGAGUUUACAUCGGAUCCUUCUGGUCCGAGCAAAGGCUGAAGUCUGACCACAUCCAGCUGAUAGAGCUGGAGGAGGAAGAUCUUCUGGCUGACAUCAGGAACCUCCCGCACAACGCCGCCUUAAGACGACUAAACGAUCUGGUGAAAAGGGCUCGCUUGGUCCGGGCCCACGCACACAUUAUCAGCUAUCUCAAGCAGGAGAUGCCAACACUUUUUUGCAAGGAGAGCAAAAAGCAGGACCUGAUCUACCAACUUCCUGUGAUUUUCAGCAAGAUCCAGCAGCAGCAGCAAAUUCCGGCUGGUGACUUCCCAGACUGCACCAAGAUGCAGGAGCGUCUUCUUCGGCAAAACUUCUCAAAAUUCAAGACACUCAAACCAAAUCUAAUGGCCUCCCUGGACAGGUUGCUGAGCACCGACAUCUCAAACCUCGUGCCCCUACUGCAACGACAAGAGAUCCGGAAGAAGCCUCUUCCAGGCGUCUUGGACGGGGAAUUUUUGGGAACGUUCCGACGUGACUGCUUCAGCAGACACCCCUUCAAGGAAGGCCCCAAAGGUGACCAGAGCGAGAGGGAUUUCAAAGAAUGGGUGGUAGAAAAGUACAAACCCAAGUACGAUGAGAUUUUUUACAACCUCGGUCCCAAUGAGGGCAAACUGAGCGGCUCCAAGGUCAAGAAGUGGAUGACAACAACGCUCCUGCCAAACUCCGUGCUGGCUCACAUCUGGAGGUUGUCAGAUGUGGAUGAGGACGGUAUGCUGGACAACGAGGAGUUCGCUUUAGCCGUCCAUUUAGUCGAGGGGAAACUCGAGGGUCACCGGCUCCCACGUGAGCUGCCCAGUCACUUGGUCCCACCGUCCAAACGGCUCAGUAAGGCCAGUGAAGACAGCUAAAGAUCCAGGACGUUUACUUGUACAGACACCCAGCAGGGAAACAGAAGGACAUUCCACCGUAUCAUUCACACACUACAUUGUCAGAGGAGUUCACUCAGCGGCCAAAGGAUGGGAAUGAGGUGUUCCAAUCACUGCUGAGGACACAAGCGCUGGCACUUUCUACUGAGCUCAGUGAAUUCAAGCAGGCGUCUGUGCCAGUCAUUCUGGGAGUGACACUGACUCACUUCCAAAGUGGUGGGCCAUGUGAACUAGACCGAGCGGGUUCAGCAGACGAUCAGGGUCCUAGUGCACGGAGCUUCUAGACUCGUGCCAACUAACAACUGUGGUCUUUCAGUCAACUGAAACAGGAGGCUUAUGAAUACGAGGGGCAAAACUACAUUCAUGAACUACAUGAUCUGAGUCACUUCAAUGCUAUAAUGCAUUGAGCACCACCUCCAUCAUUCGUAAAAUCCAAGUGCCAACGAGGAAAUGGUUAUAUUGCAGUCUGUACUCACCUAGGUGGCAGCGUAGGCCGUAGAGUCCAGGCGAGCACAGACAGGCUCCAUACAGACGAUGACAUGGGCUCUUGUUGGGACAGUUACACCUCCGAGUGCACAGCUUCCCAAAAAAGCCUCUUGGGCAACCUGAGCACAGCAAGACGCAUGGAUACUGUGGAUUAGGGUUUUCACUCAAUGAAAAUGUGGCUCGUGCAAUUCAACAUGUCGUCCCACAAUGAACCUUUGCUCGUGAUUCAUGUUUUUACCUAAAAUUAUUAUAUAUUUUGUGGAAUAAUCUUUUUUUCAUGACCUUUAUUGUGCAGUAAUGUAUGUGUUAUUCAAAUAUUUACACUUUUUUGCAUCACGUUGUAUCUUUGUGACACUUUUUUUCUUCAAAAAACAGAUGCAUGAGAUGACCCCUCCACGUUAUGUUUUGGGGGGCCACAAGGAAGGUGAUCAAAAAAUCUCUUGACUUGUAAAUGUGAUGGCCUCCUGCACCUAGAUGCUAACAUAGCAACAAUAAGUGGAGAAGCUAAAUGUGUGUGUGA